Molecule: messenger RNA, 1131 nt
Organism: Fraxinus pennsylvanica
Lineage: Eukaryota; Viridiplantae; Streptophyta; Magnoliopsida; Lamiales; Oleaceae
Source: the annotation of a GenBank genome assembly
AUGUCAAAUGAUGUGGAAAAUCCUAAAGAUGGGAAUGCUACUAAGGGGUCGGAUGUUCCAUCCAUUUCCCCGGAGCUCGAAUCGACGUGGUAUAGUAGCUUGCUCCAGCACAUCUCAAUCUAUGGUAUAGCUGCGGGUUAUUGCAUUUCAGCUUCAUUGCUUUCGAUCAUCAAUAAAUGGGCUGUCAUGAGAUUUCCUUACCCAGGAGCUCUAACAGCUUUACAGUACUUAACGAGUUCUGCCGGAGUGCUAAUUUGUGGGUGGCUUAAGAUAAUAGAGCAUGAUAAGCUUGAUCUUGUUACAAUGUGGCGGUUCCUGCCUGCUGCAAUUAUAUUCUAUAUGUCACUAUUUACAAACAGCGAGCUCCUCCUCCAUGCCAAUGUUGAUACGUUCAUCGUCUUCCGUUCGGUGGUCCCUGUAUUUGUUGCAAUAGGAGAGACCCUAUAUUUGCACCAGCCUUGGCCAGCAUUGAAGACAUGGUUGUCGCUUGGUACUAUAUUUGCUGGUAGUGUGCUUUAUGUCAUAACAGAUUAUCAGUUCACUCUCAUGGCUUAUAGUUGGGCUUUGGCUUACUUGGUGAGCAUGUCCAUAGAUUUUGUUUACAUCAAGCAUGUAGUUAUGACUAUUGGUUUAAAUACAUGGGGUCUUGUGCUGUACAAUAAUCUUGAGGCUUUGCUGUUAUUUCCUCUGGAGUUGCUUAUAAUGGGAGAGUUGAAGAAGAUAGAGCAUGAUAUCUCAGAUGAAUCAGAAUGGCAUUCCUUUCAGGUUGUCUUGCCAGUAGGGCUGUCAUGCUUGUUUGGUUUAGCUAUAUCUUUCUUUGGAUUCUCUUGCCGUAGAGCAAUUUCAGCUACGGGAUUCACUGUUCUUGGAAUAGUGAACAAGCUUCUGACAGUUGUGAUAAAUCUAGUAAUUUGGGACAAACACUCAACUUUUGUGGGAACAGUUGGACUCUUGAUUUGCAUGAUUGGUGGUAUCAUGUAUCAGCAAUCUACAAGCAACGGACCUAACCCGGUGAAAGAAGUAAAUGCUCAAGAGAAUGAAGAAGAACAGAACCUGCUUGAAAUGCAAAACGUUACAGAGAGCAGUGCCAACGAGAAGCGAGUUACAGAAUCACGAGAAGGAAAUAAAUAA